AAAACACUGUGUGAUGUGAUCCUCAUGGUCCAGGAGAGAAAGAUACCUGCUCAUCGUGUUGUCCUUGCUGCAGCCAGUCAUUUUUUUAACUUAAUGUUCACAACUAACAUGCUUGAGUCAAAGUCUUUUGAAGUAGAACUCAAAGAUGCUGAACCAGAUAUUAUUGAACAACUUGUGGAAUUUGCUUAUACUGCUAGAAUUUCUGUGAAUAGCAACAAUGUUCAGUUUUCAUUAGAUGCAGCAAACCAGUAUCAGAUUGAACCUGUGAAGAAAAUGUGUGUUGAUUUUUUGAAAGAACAAGUUGAUGCUUCAAAUUGUCUUGGGCUUAGUGUGCUUGCAGAGUGUCUGGAUUGUCCUGAAUUGAAAGCUACAGCAGAUGACUUUAUUCAUCAGCAUUUUACUGAAGUUUACAAAAGCGAUGAAUUUCUACAAUUUGAUGUCAAGCGAGUAACACAUCUUCUUAACCAGGACACUUUGACUGUGAGGGCAGAGGAUCAGGUUUAUGAUGCUGUAGUCAGGUGGCUGAAAUACGAUGAACCUAAUCACCAGCCAUUUAUGGUUGAUAUCCUUGCUAAAGUCAGGUUUCCACUUAUAUCAAAGAAUUUCUUAAGUAAAAUGGUACAAGCUGAACCACUUAUUCAAGACAAUCCUGAAUGCCUUAAGAUGGUGAUAAGUGGAAUGAGGUACCAUCUACUUUCUCCAGAGGAUCGAGAAGAACUUGUAGAUGGCACAAGGCCUAGAAGAAAGAAACAUGAUUACCGCAUAGCCCUAUUUGGAGGUUCCCAAGCACAGUCUUGUAGAUAUUUUAACCCAAAGGAUUAUACCUGGACAGACAUCUGCUGCCCCUUUGAAAAGCGAACAGAUGCAGCAUGCGUAUUUUGGGACAAUGUAGUGUACAUUUUGGGUGGCUCUCAGCUUUUCCCCAUAAAAUGAAUGGACUGCUACAAUGUAGUAAAGGACAGCUGGUACUCUAAACUGGGCCCUCCAACACCUCAAGACAGCCUUGCUGCCUGUGCUGCGGAGGGCAAAAUUUAUACCUCUGGAGGCUCAGAAGUAGGAAACUCAGCUCUGUAUUUAUUUGAGUGCUAUGAUACAAGAACAGAAAGCUGGCACACGAAGCCCAGCAUGCUGACUCAGCGCUGUAGCCAUGGGAUGGUGGAAGCCAAUGGCCUGAUCUAUGUUUGUGGUGAGAGCUUAGGAAACAAUGUUUCUGGGAGAGUGCUUAAUUCCUGUGAAGUUUAUGAUCCUGCCACAGAAACAUGGACUGAGCUGUGUCCAAUGAUUGAGGCCAGGAAGAAUCAUGGGCUGGUAUUUGUAAAAGACAAAAUAUUUGCUGUGGGUGGUCAGAAUGGUUUAGGUGGUCUGGACAAUGUGGAGUAUUAUGAUAUUAAAUUAAAUGAAUGGAAGAUGGUGUCACCAAUGCCAUGGAAGGGCAUGACAGUGAAGUGUGCAGCAGUUGGCUCCAUCGUUUAUGUCUUGGCUGGUUUUCAAGGUGUAGGCUGAUUAGGACACAUCCUCGAAUAUAACACUGAAACAGACAAAUGGGUGGCCAAUUCCAAAAUCCGUGCUUUCCCAGUCACAAGUUGUUUAAUUUGUGUUGUUGAUACUUGUGGAGCAAAUAAAGAGACCCUUGAAACAUGAAAAAUGAGUAGGCUUCAAGACUCAUCAAGACUUGGAAAUAUGGCCACCAGGGCUUUGUUCCAUGAGUUAGUUACAAAGUUCUGGUUUGGUGUUUUGGUGAAGGAAAUUUCAAGUGAGUGAAGUAAGAUCCCUAUAACAUAAUCCCUCCUUCCUUCCCCACUCUUGGAGAUUGAACCCAGAGGUAUUCUACUGAGCUACAGCUCCAGCUCUUUUAUCUUGAGAGAGGGUCUCUACAUUGCCCAGACUUCCCUCCAACUUGGAAUACUCCUGUCUCAGCCUCCUAUGUAGCUGAGGUUACAGGUGUGCACCACCACACCCGGCUAAAUAUUUCUUUUACAUGGAUUUCCUUACUUAACUCUUAGACCAUCAUUUAGCUGGCCACAUAAUCAGGAACAUAUCUAGCAAGAAAACUUGAGAAAUUAUAAGCAUUUGUUGGAUAUAUUAAUUUCUUGAAUGAAUUUUACAUUUGUAAUAAUUAUGGCAGAGUGAGGGAUGCUCAUCACUGAAGCAACCUCAUCAUGGCUCUAGAUUCUAUUUUCAUAUACAUGUAAGUACUACGUAGUUAGGUCUGUUUGUUCCUGUUUGGUCCACAACUGAGAAAUACGGUAGUAUGACUUGUAAGUCAAGAUGGGUAGCUCUGAUGGAACAGUUUUGUGUCUCAUAGUUUUACUUGUCUUGAUUUGUUUCAUUUACUGCCAAAUGUAUUCCAUUUCAAAGAAAGCAGAGUAAGUCAGGGUAUACACAUACUUUCCUACAAAACCUCAUAAACAGAUUUUUAGACUCAACAAUGUGUCCAAUCCUCAUGAAAUAUAUUCAAUUCAACUCAAUAUAUUCCAACAGUUUAACAUAAGAUGUUAAACUUUGUGCCUAUCAUUAUUUUUUUUUUUUUU
Heterocephalus glaber (naked mole-rat) is the source of this 2531-nucleotide messenger RNA. The record is from RefSeq and is a predicted model, not a curated record. NCBI's taxonomy places the organism in Eukaryota, Metazoa, Chordata, Mammalia, Rodentia, Bathyergidae.